Messenger RNA from Moneuplotes crassus, 1631 nucleotides. The record is from the annotation of a GenBank genome assembly. NCBI's taxonomy places the organism in Eukaryota, Ciliophora, Spirotrichea, Euplotida, Euplotidae.
AUGAAAAACAAUCAAGUUAUACCUAGAAGAUUACAAUGCAGCGAUCUUGCAUGCAAAAAUCACAGGUUUUACUUCUGCAGAGACCAUCAAGUUUAUUCUUGCAAAGGAUGCUCUAGCAAAAUGCAUUACAAAUGCCAACUUGUUAUAAUCCAAGACCUCACAGAUCUCAGAACUGAUGUCAAAGAGGUUCAGAGACAUGUCACGAGGUUUCAGGAACUCGCAACGGAGAAUGGGUUGGAAGUGUAUCUUUCUAACAUUGAUAGUGUCAUCAAAGACUAUCAGGGAGACUUGGCUGAGAUUGAAAGAAAGAUAAAUGAAGCCAUUGCUCAUGAUCACUAUGAGAAAUAUGACACUCUCAGAUCUCAAAUAAGGGAGUACGCCUCUAACUAUCUUCAAAUUUACACUCUUCUACUGAGAGAAGUUUUAUCAGCUCACAUUUGAUAUAGGAUACAGAAUCAAAUGGCUGAUGAACAAGUCGUCAAAGAUAUCUUGUUCUUGUCCACCACUAGAGAUGCGAGUAGAUAUGUCUUUCCGAGGGUCAGCGAUGAGUUUUCUUCUGCCAUCAAGGUUGAGCAAAUAAUUGAUUCUGUCAUCAAGCAAAAUGUAAAAUUUAUGGAGGAAAAGUUGACAAAAGAAGCCAGUGAAGUUGAGCAGCAAUGCAAAGACAGGCUCUCAGAAGAAUUCAAAGAGCAAGAACAGAAACAAGCGACAGAGCAGGUGCUCAGACAAGCCCAAGAUAUGCUGGAACAAAAACAAGAAAACCUGAAGGAGCAACUUGAAAGAGAGCUAUCAAAGAAAGUAGAGGAGAUCAAGCAAGCCAAAUAUCAAAACAAGAAAUAUCAGGAGGAAAUCUCCAAAAUGAGUGAAGGAAUCCAAGAAAAUGAAAGUCAUAUAGAAGAGUCCAAAGAAACGAUCAUAGAUCGUAUCAAAAGUAUCUGCCCUGACUUCAACCCUAAGUCCAAAAAUUUAGAACUUCACAUGUCAGAAGACAAAUCCAAGAACUUAGUCAAAUCAAUUGGAGCAUCCAAAUACUCUUUGGGAGAUAUGAACAGACUCCAGAUUGAUAAGAUCUCCAAUGAAGACCAUACUCUCAACAACUUCCUCAAGAACUGCAGCCACUCCUCCUUCAGACUGCUUUCAUUUAACGACAGAUAUCUUGGAUCAUACGGAAGUGAACCUGUGAAGAUAAAAUUUUACGAGGAAGGAAUGCAAAACCUGCUUGCCAAUGUGACCAAAGAGGUUUAUUUGAAAUACUUGAUAGUUGAUGCAAGUGACCUGAGCCAGAUUGUGAAGGCUUGUGUGAACUCUGAAAGGUUGACUAUUGGUUAUAGCAAAAUUUUAACUUCGGACUCUUUGGACUUCUCCACUCCCGCUCAGACCAAACUCCAGUAUCUCAGUUUUUGCUAUUGUGGAGCUACGAACUGGGGCAGCCAAAAAUGGGACAAGUAUCCAGCCAGGUUUGAGAAGAUUAUAGUAGCCAUUAAGAAUUCCUCUCUCAAGAACUCCCUCGACACCAUUAGUAUCUAUGCUUGUAGUAUCUCAGUAUCUAAAGUAAAUGAACUGUUGGCUGCACAUGGUCUCUCCCAUAUCAGUGUGGAUGAGUGAGGAAACAUACCUCUGACGGAAUAACU